UAUACGACUUGACCAGUCCCCGGUGGGAGAGCCAUUGUGUUGAGUGUUGCGUCAGUAGAAGUGUGUUGGCGACCGUCCCCCAGCACGCCUCCCGCUCCCAACCAACCCUGGCAACACCACCUCAACCCUCCUCCAGUACCCGCCCCCCAACCACACCCGCCAUCACCACUCUCAACACCACAACCAUGGAGAAGAGAAGUAGUACCAGGAAAAGGACUAUCAAAAUUGUUGAUGCUGCUCCAGAUAAAGAUGUUAAAACUGAAGAUGAACCGGUUGCAAAAAGGGGAAGAGGUCGGCCUAAAAUGAAAGAGCCAGUGGUUCAAGAGGAUGAGCCAAAUGUGAAGAGACGAGGAAGGUCAAAAAAAGUCGACACUGAUAUGACUGUAAAGACUGAACUAGAUAUUGACCAUUCCCAAAAUAACACACAGAUUAAAACCACUGGAAAGAGAGGGAGGAAAAAGGAAGCUCAAAUAAAGGAAGAAAUUGUGGAGGAUGAUGAUCAGGAGCCAUCUACUUCAAAUGGUAAUGUUGCCAAAAAGGCAGAGAAAAAGAGCAAGGUGUCCCAGAAGAAAGUUAAAGAGGAGAGUGAAGAGAAGACAGCACCUGCAAAAGCUCCAGGUGGGAAGAAAAAUAAAUCUAAUGCAAGCAAAGGGAAAAAUAAUUCACGCAUGUCCAGUGAAGGAAAAGAGAACAUCGAUUCCAGUAAUAUUCCUGGCAAAUCUGGCAUCAAGUCAGGUGUUGAUAGGACAGUUGUGGUGAAAGGUCGAGCAGCUGUAGAUGCCCUUUGCCCAAUAGCAAAGCAGUCACAUGUGUUUGAAGAGGAUGAUGAUAUAUGGGACUGCAUGCUCAACCAGACCAACAUUCAGUUCAACAACAACAAGUAUUACCUGAUUCAACUGUUGAAGGACGACACUCAGGACUCGUACUCAGUGUGGAUGCGUUGGGGUCGUGUUGGUGCCAAUGGCCAGAAUUCUCUUGUUCCUUGUGGAAAGAAUGUUGAAAAGGCUAAAGACUUAUUUAUGAAAAAGUUCAGCGAUAAAACAAAGAAUGAAUGGUACAUGCGUAUGGCUUUUGAAAAAGUGCCCGGGAAAUAUGAUUUGUUGGCAAUGGAUUACUCUGUGGGACAAGACACUCCUGAUUCAGGUGCAGCACUUGAGAAGGCAAAGGAAGCUCGAAAGAAGUUGAAGUGCAAACUAGAAGCACGAGUAAGGGCGUUGAUUGAGCUAAUUUGUGAUGUACGAACAAUGGAAGAAACUGUGAUUGAGAUGAAGUAUGAUGCUAAGAAGGCUCCUCUUGGGAAACUUACUACUGAUCAGAUCAAAGCUGGCUACCUUGCACUCAAACGUAUCGAUGAUCUAACUCGAAGUGAUAAGUGCAGUCAAAAGGAUUUGGUGCAAGCAUGCAAUGACUUCUAUACCAGGGUACCACAUUAUUUUGGGAUGAAAGUUCCCCCACUGAUUCGCACAAGAGACGAAAUUCGAGAAAAGAUGGCACUGUUAGAAGCACUUGGAGAUAUUCAAGCGGCUUUGAAUGUAUUAGAUCAACCAAUUGACAUUAAUCUUCAUCCUGCUGAUCAGCAUUAUAAUGGACUCCAGUGUAAUAUGACUCCGCUAGAGAGAGACAGUAGUGAUUUUAAGGUAAUACAAAAGUACCUUGAAUCUACACAUGGAAAAACUCACACCAAUUAUCACCUGGAGCUGUUGGAGGCAUUUGCCUGUAAUAAAGAAUCUGAACAAAAGAGAUUCAAAAAUGUGGGUAACUGCAUGUUGUUAUGGCAUGGAUCUCGUCUGUCAAACUGGGCUGGCAUCCUUAGUCAAGGCUUGAGAAUUGCUCCUCCAGAAGCCCCAUCAACGGGCUAUAUGUUUGGUAAGGGCAUCUACUUUGCUGAUAUGGUGAGUAAGAGUGCUAAUUACUGCUGGGCUACUCAGCGCUCCAGUGUAGGUCUGCUUUUGCUCUCUGAAGUGGCAUUAGGCAAGACUAAUAACCUCAACAAUGCUGAUUAUAAUGCCAAUAAACUUCCCAAAGGAUGCAACUCGGUCAAAGGAUGUGGAAGAAUUGCUCCAGAUCCGAAGAAUUUUACAACUCUGUCUGAUGGAACAGUGGUGCCUAUGGGACCAGCUUCAGAAUCAGAAGCAAACAAUGGCUACUCACUCAUAUACAAUGAAUAUAUUGUUUAUGAUCCUGCUCAAGUGCGGACCAGGUUUCUUCUCAAGGUCAAAUUUAAUUUCAAAUAUUAGUUCAUUCCUCACAGCUCAGAUUUUAAUGGAAGAUAUUUUUUUAUAUUUGGCAAAUUUUCAUUACAGCUAGUAUGUGCUACUAAAUGAGCUAGCACAAAUAUGCAUGUUUUAUUAAAAGCUUCUGAACAUUCACA
Procambarus clarkii (red swamp crayfish) is the source of this 2371-nucleotide messenger RNA. Its product is annotated as poly [ADP-ribose] polymerase 2. Gene Ontology annotation, biological process: protein poly-ADP-ribosylation; double-strand break repair. Gene Ontology annotation, molecular function: NAD+ poly-ADP-ribosyltransferase activity; NAD+-protein mono-ADP-ribosyltransferase activity. Lineage: Eukaryota; Metazoa; Arthropoda; Malacostraca; Decapoda; Cambaridae. Gene Ontology annotation, cellular component: nucleolus. The record is from RefSeq and is a predicted model, not a curated record.